UUUCUAAGAGCUCUCUCUUCCUCUCCAAAACUUUCUUCUCUCGCCAGAAAGGAACUGAUUGCUCUACCUUCGUCCCCCUGGUGGUACGCACUUUCCCAAUUCCUCCUACAGAUUUUUCUUUCUUUCUCAAUAUCGGGAACGAAACGGAAUUAAGAGUAGGAAAUUUGAUUUUAAUUUUUUCUUGCCACAGUUAGGUUUCUGAUUUAGGUACGAGACUUAGGGUUUUGGAAUUCUUUGAAUCACAGCUCAAUUUGCUCUGUUAGGUUUGCUUAAUCAACAAUGGCGGCUUCCACGAAAUCGCUUAAAGAGUAUUUGAAACGAUACGAAUCUAGUAAUAACGAGGACGAGACGAAGAAGAAGAGGAAGAAGAAGCAGAAGAGCAAGGCGGAGGCAAUGGGGGUUAAAGUGGUAGAUGAAGACCCUGUGUGGCAGAAACCGGUGAAAGCUGAGAGAGAAGAUGAUAACAAUUCAGCUGACGAAGAGGAGAAGCCUUUAGUUGAUGAAGACAUUGAGGUGAAGAGGAUGAAGAGACUUGAGUUAUUAAGGGCUCGGCGUCCCUAUGAUGCUAUAUCUGAAGAUGGCAGUGGUUGGGUUAAGGUCCCUCUGAAACGAGAAGGCUCCGAAGAGGCUGACUUGUCACCUCCGCGGAAGCGCUUUCAUUCUCCCUCACCUGAGCCUGGAAUGACUUCGAGGAAAAGUAGGAGGGGUGGUGAUGAAGAUCUUUCUCCACCGAGGAAGAGUAGGAACAAUGUUGAAGAUCUUUCUCCACCGAGGAAGAGUAGGAACAAUGUUGAAGAUCUUUCUCCACCGAGGAAGAGGAGGAACAAUGUUGCGGAUCUUUCACCACCGAGGAAGAGUAGGAACAAUGGUGAUGGAGAUCUUUCUCCACCAAGGAAGAGUCGGAACAUUGUUGCAGAUCUUUCAAUACCAAGGAAGAGAAGGAACAAUGGUGAUGCAGAUCUUUCUCCACCAAGGAAAAGUAGGAGGGGUAUUGAUGAAGAUCUAUCUCCACCAAGGAAAAAGAAGCAAGUAUCUCCGGGUCCUUUGAAAGAGAAGCCAAAAAGUGGUUUGAUAUCUGGCCGAGAUAUCAGCGAAGAGAUUUCUAAAACAAAGAGAGCUGAGCAGUCGAGAUUUGAACAGAUGGAUCCUUCUGAAACUGGGCAACAAGCAGCAGUUGUAUUUCGUAAUAAGAAAACAGGAGAACGCAUGUCGGAGGAGGAGCGAUUGAAAUCAGAAAAGAAACUUGAUGAAAAGCCUAAGGAGAUAAAGUUGGAAUGGGGUAAGGGCUUGGCUCAAAAGCGGGAAGCUGAAGCUAAGCUAGAGGAAAUAGAACGUGAGAAGGAAAAACCAUUUGCACGGACUAGAGAUGAUCCAGAACUUGACAAAAUGAUGAAGGAGAGAGUAAGAUGGGGUGACCCAAUGGCACAUUUGGUAAAGAAAAAGUAUCCUGAAGCAGUUCUCCCUAACCUAGGGGAUAGCGAGCAAAUGAAGGAAUCUGGAUUUAUUAUCCCUCAGGAUAUUCCUAAUCAUAGCUGGUUAAAAAGAGGAUUAGAUGCUGCACCAAAUCGAUAUGGUAUAAAACCAGGGAGACAUUGGGAUGGAGUUGAUCGCAGUAACGGAUUUGAGAAAGGAUUGUUCAAACGGACUAACGAGAAACAAGCUACUCAGACGGAGGCUUAUCUUUGGUCUGUCGCAGAUAUGUGACCUGCAGCGAAUAUGCACUUGUAUCUCUAUGGACAAGGCACGAAGAAUUUGCUGGACCUUCUCGUACUAAUUGAUGACUGUAAUGCUUGUUUGAGCUUCUUAUUGUCUCCGUUAGUCCGUUCGCUCUUUAUAUCGAUGGCUUCUUAUUGAUGACUGUAAUAUUUGUCUAAUCAAAAAUGGGUUUCUCACACUUGUACA
Molecule: messenger RNA, 1902 nt
Organism: Rosa rugosa (rugosa rose)
Lineage: Eukaryota; Viridiplantae; Streptophyta; Magnoliopsida; Rosales; Rosaceae
Exons: 7
Coding region: 280-1704 (474 amino acids)
Biological process (GO): mRNA splicing, via spliceosome
Cellular component (GO): RES complex; U2-type spliceosomal complex
Molecular function (GO): RNA binding
Source: RefSeq, a predicted model, not a curated record